This is a messenger RNA of Dalotia coriaria, 737 nucleotides long. It is a transcript of the gene Ppcdc, whose product is annotated as phosphopantothenoylcysteine decarboxylase. Gene Ontology annotation, molecular function: FMN binding; phosphopantothenoylcysteine decarboxylase activity. NCBI's taxonomy places the organism in Eukaryota, Metazoa, Arthropoda, Insecta, Coleoptera, Staphylinidae. Gene Ontology annotation, biological process: coenzyme A biosynthetic process. The record is from RefSeq and is a predicted model, not a curated record. The transcript has 3 exons. Gene Ontology annotation, cellular component: phosphopantothenoylcysteine decarboxylase complex. Bases 147 to 701 code for a protein of 184 amino acids.
AAAGUUAAUGAUCAAGUACAUGACUUGUUUGCACACUCACGAUAACCAGAAUUCCGAGUGUCGCAAGGAAUCGCAAGACUAUCUGGCUUGCCGAAUGGAGAAUAAUUUGAUGGCCAAGGAAGAUUGGUCCAAAUUAGGCUUUUAAUAUGAUUAAUAUACUAAUUUGUUGCACUGGCAGUGUAGCUACAAUAAAACUGCCUAGCCUUGUUCAACAACUUUUAAAAACUGAGAAAUUUAAGGUGCUAAUUAUUGCAACAGAACAUUCAACCAAAUUUUUUGAUAAAAAUGAUAUCCCAACUUCUGUUCAAAUCUACAAGGACAAGGAUGAAUGGACUGCAUGGAAUAAAAGGGGCGAUCCAAUUCUACAUAUUGAUCUAGGAAAAUGGGCUGAUAUUUUACUGAUUGCACCUUUAGAUGCCAAUACCUUAGCUAAAAUUGCAAAUGGAAUAUGUGAUAAUCUUCUUACUAGCACUGUAAGGGCUUGGGAUAUAUCAAAACCUCUUGUGUUUUGCCCCGCAAUGAACACCAAAAUGUAUAUUCAUCCAUUAACUAAGGAACAAAUUGAAAAAUUAUUAAGUUGGGGUUAUCAUUUAAUACCAGUGAUUGAGAAGACUUUGGUUUGUGGAGAUACUGGAGUAGGAGCAAUGGCAGAAGUUGAUACAAUUGUUUCCAGAGUCAGUGAUAUUGUAAAACGAAAUUAAGUAGUUAUUUGUAAAAUAAAUUUAAUAAACUGGGCA